CUGACAGUACAGUACAUGUACUUGUAUGCACAUCGAGAAGCCAGCUCAACAGACGCAGAGGGCGUGUUAAUCUGCGAGAUUUUUGAAACACUCGUCACAAGUUAGCCCAGAGCAGUAGUAGAGCAUCCUCCAAUUUAUAGCCAUGGCCAACAAGCUGAAUCCUCUGAAGGUAGUCUUGUUCCUGGGAACAUGCAGGGAGAAUCGUCUUGGCGAACGGGUGGCUAAAUUCAUGAUAAACCAGCUCAAAAAGGAUGACACUCACGUCGUAGAAUUCAUGGAUGCGGAGGAAUUUGAUCUUCCAAUCCUGAGAAAGGCCCUAUUCUUUUACCAGGAUGAAACGAAGGCUCCGGAGAUUUUGCAAGAGGCCAAAAAGAAGAUCAUUGAUGCCGAUGCUUUUGUGUUUGUCUCUGGCGAGUACAACCAUUCAAUACCCCCGGGCCUUAGCAACAUGGUGGACCAUUUCCCGACGUCCAUUUUUGGCUACAAACCCUCAGCCAUUGUGUGUUACUCACCGGGUAUUUAUGGAGGCAUGCGUGCAGCAAUGCAGCUGCGAUGUUUCCUCGGGGAAAUUGGCUGCCUUCCUGUCUCCAACAUCUUUGGUAUCCCCAAAGCCAAUGCAGCCAUCUCAGAAGACGGUGAACCGCUCGACCCCCACAUGGAGAAAGGAGCCAAGAAGAUCAUCGAGCAACUAGACUGGCAUGCCAUGGCCAUGCGCAAUCACCGCCAGGCCGUCGGCGUGCCGAAGUAGUUCCCGCCGUGCACAGGCACUUGAGGGCGCUAUUUGUUUUACUAAGUGGGGUCCACAGACAUAUAAACCCUAGACGACCAGUCUUGCACGUAUAACUGCAAUGGGCGAAAAGAUGGAUGGCAAUGCGUUCAGUGGGAAUUGCGCAUGGCGCACUUUGCCUACAUUUGUUUACAUGUGCUCCCAAAAUACAUUCAGGUUUUUGCUCUUAAAUGUUGGAAACACAUCGUUUUGAAUCUACAUGAGCCAUAUUAAGUAAACAGGAUUUUUUUUCACAGUCAAAACAUGGCUUCAUAGAAUUCUAUGGCCGGAAUUCUUCAACUGUGCGUCAGU
Acanthaster planci (crown-of-thorns starfish) is the source of this 1078-nucleotide messenger RNA. RefSeq lists its product as uncharacterized. Lineage: Eukaryota; Metazoa; Echinodermata; Asteroidea; Valvatida; Acanthasteridae. Gene Ontology annotation, cellular component: cytosol. Gene Ontology annotation, molecular function: FMN binding; oxidoreductase activity. The record is from RefSeq and is a predicted model, not a curated record.